This is a messenger RNA of Drosophila biarmipes, 2275 nucleotides long. RefSeq names its product anaphase-promoting complex subunit 7 (gene APC7). NCBI's taxonomy places the organism in Eukaryota, Metazoa, Arthropoda, Insecta, Diptera, Drosophilidae. Gene Ontology annotation, biological process: cell division. Gene Ontology annotation, molecular function: protein binding. The coding region runs from base 202 to 2061 and encodes 619 amino acids. The record is from RefSeq and is a predicted model, not a curated record. The transcript is spliced from 5 exons.
AAGAGCUGCCUGCCCUGGCUAACUGUAUCUUUUUAAAAACCGAGCAUUUCGGAUCGAUAGAGAUAUUACGAGCUGAAUAUUGCAAAUAUUUAUUUAAAAUACAACUGAUAGGCUUCCAAACAAGAGUAGUUCGGAAUCCAAACCUCCGCUGGUUCUGAAGCCAGUGCAGCCUGUCCGACAUAUUGGAUCUUGGUGGCGAAGAUGGAGAACGCGCUUUUCGCGAAUGUUAAGAAGCUCUACGACCACAAGCUUUACGAGUGCGUGGUCCCAGUGGCCAAGCUGCUGAGGACGGUGCUGAAGAACGACCGCAACGUGGCCACCCUGGAGCUGGAGUACCAGGUGCAGCUGUACCUGGUCAACUCGCAGUACAAGGAGCGACAGCUGCGCUCCGCCGCGCGGCACUUCGAGGACGUCUUCCACCAGCGGCGCCUCAUGGUGCGCCACAAGAACGCCUGCCUGGUGGCCAUCGAGAGUGCCUACCCGGAGUUCGCGGACGUGGAGCUGCGCCGCCGGGCCGCCGAGUGCUAUCGCGAGAUCGGCAACCCCGGCCUGGCCGUGGCCACCCUGCUCCAGGUGCCCGUCAAGGCGCGCACGCCGCGGAUCAACCUCAUGCUGGCCCGGAUGCACCAUCACUCGUUCGGGCUGGGCUACACCAAGAAGACGGAGUCGCUGCCCGCCUACAAGGAGGUGGUCCGUGAGUGCCCCAUGGCCCUGCCGGUGAUCCAGGACCUGCUGGAGCUGGGCGUGGACGGCAACGAGGUCAACUCGCUUGUGAUGCACGCUGCCACGGUGCCCGGCAUCUUCGACUGGCUGAGCACCUGGAUCAAGGCCCUCGCCCAGAUGUUCGACUGCAAGCACCAGGACGCGGCGCGCACCUUCCAGAGGCUGCAGGACAGCACCCUGCUGCGCUGCAACGAGGAGCUGAUGAUGGCGCUGGGCAGGUGCCUCUACUACGACGGCAACUACUCCCGGGCGGAGCAGCUGUUCGCGGCGACGGUCAGUGCCAGUCCGGACAACGUCGAGGCCAUCGGUCUGCUGGCCGUUGUCCGUGGCCAGCACGCCGGCGACAGUGGCCAGGACACGGAUCGCCUGUACGCCCAGGUUGUCUCCGAGCCGAAGUACACCGCAAGUCACUGGUUCGUCCACGCCCAGGCCAUGUUCGACUCGGCGAAGUUUGAGCGCGGCCUGAGCUUCGUGGAGCAGUGCCUGCAGGCGGAGCCCCGCCACCAGGAGGCCCUCAUCCUGCGCGGUCGCCUGCUCAUCGCCCUGGAGCGGCACAAGGAGGCGGUGGAGGCCUUUCGCACGGCCCACACCGUCGCCCCGUACCGGUUCGAGGUCUACCGAGGCCUCUUCCAGAGCUACCUGGCCGCCAAGCGGUUCAAGGAGGCGCAUGCCAUGUGCAAAUGGACCCUGCGUGUCUUCCAGAACUCGCCCAGGGGCCUCGCGAUGUUCGGCCGCACCUUGUUCCUGUCGCCGGACCCGGGGAUCAGGAAGACGGCCCGCAAGUUUGCCGAGAAGUCGCUGAAGAUCGAUCCCAACUACACGCCGGCGGUCACCUUGAUGGCCGACAUCUGCCAGUUUGAGGGCGCGCCCAGGGCGUCCAUCAAGCUGCUGGAGGACCACGUCUCCCUCUUCCCGCAGGCCAAUCUCUUCACGAACCUGGCCGACAUGCUGCGCGGCCAGAAGGAGCCCAUCAGGGCCCUGGAGUACUACUACAAGGCACUGGGUAUAAUCCCCAAUUUUAGCAAGAAUCCCAAGUGCGAGCGAACCCUGCGGGGCAUAAGUUUGCUGAGGAGCAGCAACUCGUUCAUCGAGUCCCUGGUUCUGGACGACAGCGGCCCCAUCAAGGCGGAUGGCCAGCAGUCCACCACCAGUGGACUGGCCACGCCCUGCGGGCACCCGAAUCUGGAAAGGCUGGCGGCCGACUGCGCCGGGAGUUCGAGGGAGGCAUCCUCCUCGCCGCCCGCCAGGUCUGGCCAGGACGUCGAGGGCGAUGCCGACGGCUCCGUUUGGCACGACGUCGACGCGGAAAUGGCCAGCAUGAGCUAUGACGGCCACUAGUGAAGUGUUUCCAGAGGCCCAGCCUGUUCUUCAAGCCGUUUAACCACUUAUUGUUAUCAAGUUAAAUCAAGUGUUGGAAGCAUGUUGUGCCCAUGGAUAAUGCUGAUCUCAAGAAAAUGACAGAAAAAAUGUAAUGCCACUAGGAAGCGCAUAAUAAAUUUGUAAUAAUACUGUGAAAUCGUUAGCAAGUGAAUAAAAUGCCACAAACUCUGUA